Molecule: messenger RNA, 2934 nt
Organism: Yamadazyma tenuis ATCC 10573
Lineage: Eukaryota; Fungi; Ascomycota; Pichiomycetes; Serinales; Debaryomycetaceae
Gene: TRM2
Product: Trm2p
Biological process (GO): tRNA processing
Molecular function (GO): tRNA (uracil(54)-C5)-methyltransferase activity, S-adenosyl methionine-dependent
Source: RefSeq, a predicted model, not a curated record
AGUCAGUACGGUCUACUACCACCACCAAAAACGGCACCACCGUCACCAACACCAUAUCGCAGCCAGCAGUACCAACCCAAGCGUCAGUCAACCGGGAAAGCGAGCCUACCAUUCGAUCAAGCUCGUCUUCCAAUAUCUUUGACCCUUUGUCUCAAACUGACGCAUUGUCCCAAACUGAUGCUUCUGUCCAACAAACAGACCUUGCGCGACCUCUUCUCAACAAUGUCAACAGCUUCGCCGAGAACACGAUAGUCGACAUCAAUAGACAGUGGUCCAAGGCGUUGGGAAUAAGAUCCCCAGAAAUGAGGCCGUUCACGCCCAAACCCACGUUUGAUUAUCCGAUUCCCAUCAACAGAGCUCUUUCUUUUAACCGGCAACUUGAGAUGAGCUCCCGUGGCAUUGAUAUGUCUAUGUCCAACUCCAACAGCGACCUCGAUGCCGCCAAUGCGGCCAAUGCUCUGGCGGCCUCGGCCAUUUCUGCCAGUCCAUCAGCUCUUCCAAGCACCUUGUCGGAUGCAACGGUUGAUUCGCUCGAAAAACGCAAACUCGACUCGGGUUUGUUGUCGCUGGUACUCAACUCGGUGGAAACCAUGGAACAAGAAGAUGCAAACUUCAGCCGGUUGAUUCACGAGACCACCAAUUCGGUGGUGAGUUCAUCUACGCAUCAGCCCGCGUCGCCUGACCACAAACGGCGGAAGUUGAGCAAAUCCAGUGAAUCUAGUGAAAACAAGUCGCCCCACGCGGCCGUCGGAGGGAUGCCCAACAUCUCCAUACAAGGAAUUGAGUAUCCGCAAUUCAAGCUUGAAAAAGGUGCCAGAAAUGUCGAAGAGAUUUGGAAAGAAUACGAGUACGGAAUUAAUGGAAAACCUCCAUUGAAAGAGUUGGAACUCCGGUACAGUGCCAAGUGGAGAAAUGACACCGAGCUGAGAACUUUUGUGAGACGCAAAAAGAUCUAUAGUGCUAUCGAGAUCGGCAAAUCGCUUGGGUACUCUGAGGCCGAUGUCAUCAAAGAGCUUGAAGACUCGCGGUCGUAUUUUUCGAACGGAACCGUGAAAAAGAGGCCACUCAGCUGGUUAUAUACGAAUAUCCCACUCAAGUAUCAAAGUGAUAAGAGUGGAUGGCCUGCCAACAAAUAGCAGUGAUGGGUGUAAAUUAUUAAUGAUGCCCCAGUGAUUCGCUAACCUUUAAGUCAUCGCGAAAAAUUAAUUGUAUAGAAAUUCUGUAUUAUAAUCUAUUAUGGCGCCUUCUAAUGUGGAGCUUGGACCUCAACAAGAUAGAGGCAUCAAGCGGACCGCCGGGUCUGAUAGAGCGUAUGUGAAACGGGGGAAGGCCUCCAAUACGGGUAAGAGACGGUACAAGGUCAAAUCGGUGGAUAAAACCUCACCCCUAGGAGUUUUGGAAUACGAGAUCCAGCAGUUGUUAGAUGCACAUAACUUGACGAAAGACGACGUUGUCAACGAUAUGAAGACGAUUUUGAAUGACUUUGAAUUGGGCCAGACGUAUCAUGUGCUAGUGAGUGGUGUCAAGGUGCUAAAGUUGACUUCCAACGGAGAUGGUAUCAGUAUAAUCGACCACCCAGUUAUUAGCGAUAAGAAGCAAAUCGUCCUAAUUCCAUUUGCAUUACCGGGUGAUGUUGCUGACAUCAAGAUCUACAAAUCACACCCGAUGUAUGUUGAGUCGGACCUCGUUAAGGUGACACAACCAUCUGAAUUCAGAAACGAUGAGCUCAUUAACUGCAAGUAUUUUGGAAAGUGUGGAGGAUGCCAGUACCAGAACGUCUCGUACUCCCAGGCAUUGGAGUUCAAGCGAAUGGUGAUAGAAAAUGCAUACAAGUUCUUUGCUCCACAGUUAUUCAAGAUCUUACCGGCUAUUAACGAGACUGAGCCAUCUCCUUUAACCUAUGGUUAUAGAACCAAGUUAACACCUCACUUCAACAUACCCAACGCCAUAAGAACAGACAAGAGCAGGACAUUGGACACGCGGCCCAGCUUGGGUUUCGGUGCUAAGGGAAGGCCCAAAUGGCGGGAGACGGCUGGAGGUGAUGCUUCUAUCGUGGAUAUCGAGGAUUGUCCUAUCGGUACACCCAUAAUCAACAUUGGCAUGAGUAACGAGAGGAGGAAGUUUGAAGACAGCUUUACAUCAUAUAAAAGAGGAGCCACCAUAUUGUUAAGAGAGCAGACCCAGAAUUCAGAGAGUGCUGAGUUCGAUAGCAGUUCGGAAUCUGCUGGUGUGGACAAUGAGAUCUCCAAGCUUGAGGUUGAUGGAAUGGUCAAAACAUGCGUCACCAACCCCCGGCACAUCGUCACUGAGUUCGUCAAUGGGUUCCAGUUCAAGUUUUCUGCCGGAGAGUUUUUUCAGAACAACAACUCGAUUCUCCCAGCCGUUACUGACUACGUCAAGGCCAACUUGAAUUUGGCAUCUGACUCUGACAAUUAUCUUGUGGACGCAUACUGUGGGUCGGGUCUCUUCUCGAUCACGUGUUCGACCAAUGUUAAGCGAGUGAUUGGAGUCGAGGUUAGUGCCGACUCAGUGAAGUUUGCCCGGUUGAACGCGGAGUUGAACAAGAUUCAAAACGCCCUGUUUAUUGCUGGAAAAGCCGAAGAAAUCUUUAAGGACAUCGAUUUGCCAGCCGACAAAACGUCGGUGAUCCUCGACCCGCCUCGGAAAGGAUGUGAUGAUGUGUUCUUGAACCAGUUAUCUGACUUCCACCCUGCCAAAAUUGUGUAUAUCAGUUGUAACGUCCACAGUCAGGCUCGCGACGUCGAAUGGUUUAUCCACCACACAGAAAAUGGCCACCACUACGAGGUGGUCAGCGUCAAGGGGUUCGACUUCUUCCCUCAGACACAUCACGUUGAGAGCGUAGCGGUGUUGCGGUUAAAGAACGGCUUCUAAGUAAGUAAAUAGCAUUCAAUAUAUCACAUCACCGUAUGGCUG